Molecule: messenger RNA, 1435 nt
Organism: Emiliania huxleyi CCMP1516
Lineage: Eukaryota; Haptophyta; Isochrysidales; Noelaerhabdaceae
Product: mitochondrial tyrosyl-tRNA synthetase
Exons: 9
Coding region: 1-1221 (406 amino acids)
Biological process (GO): tyrosyl-tRNA aminoacylation
Cellular component (GO): cytosol
Molecular function (GO): RNA binding; tyrosine-tRNA ligase activity; ATP binding
Source: RefSeq, a predicted model, not a curated record
AUGGUCCUCCUCGCGCACACGCAGCCGCUGCGGACGGCGCUGCUGCGGCCGUGCGCGUCUCGCGCCGUGCGCGCCCUCGGCGCCCGCGCCUGCAGCAGCGACGCGGCCACCGCGCCGGCCGAGGCAGCGGCGGAGCCGGAGCAGCUGCGAUCGACGUUUCUGGAGACGAUGCGCUGGCGCGGCUUCCUCCACCAGUCGACCGACCUGGCCGCGCUCGAUGACGCGAUGAGCGGCGGCCGCGUCGUCGCGUACCUCGGCUUUGACGCGACUGCGAGCAGCCUGCACGUGGGCUCGCUGCUGCAGAUCAUGCUGCUGCGCCACUUCCAGCGCGCGGGGCACAAGCCGAUCGUGCUCGUCGGCGGCGGCACCACCAAGGACGCGUCGCGGCAGCUGCUCGACGAGGAGGCGAUCGCCUCAAACAUCGAGGGUAUCUCGCGCGUGCGCUUCCUCACCUUUGGCGAGGGGCCGACGGACGCUCUGCUCGUCAACAACGACGCGUGGCUCUCUCCGCUCUCGUACCUCGCCUUCCUGCGCGACUACGGCAGGCGCUCCGCCACCCGCCACCCGCCCCUCUCCCCACCUCUGACCACCCCCCUGACUAGUCUGCAUCGCUGCCGGCACUUUACCAUCAACCGCAUGCUCUCCUUCGAGUCCGUCAAGCAGCGCCUCGCGCGCGAGUCGCCCCUCUCCUUCCUCGAGUUCAACUACAUGAUCCUCCAGGCAGACGGCUCGAGUGGCAGCUCCGACCAGUGGGGAAACAUCAUCUCUGGCGUCGAGCUCGGGCGGAGGGCGGACGGCGCGCAGCUCUUCGGCCUCACUGCACCGCUCGUCACGACGGCGCGGCGGCGAAGAGGCCGGCAGCGCGGGCGAGGCGGGCCCUCGGCCGACGCGUGCCUCGCGGAGAUCCAGGCGACCGCCGCGUCGCUCUUUGCCGCGGGCGGCGGCGGCGGCGGCGGCGGCACAGCGUCGCUCAAGCGGGUGAAGCUCUCUGCGGACGAGGCGGCGGCGGGCGUGCCGGUCGUCGACUUGUUCGUGUCGCUCGAGCUCGGAAAGAGCAAGUCCGAGGUGCGGCGGCUCGUCGCCGGGGGGGGCGCCAAGCUCAACGAUGUCAAGAUCGAGGACGCCGCGCUGCUCAUCUCGACGGCGAGCUUCGAGGCCGCCAGCGAGAUCAAGCUCUCGGCGGGCAAAAAGAAGCACGGCGUCGUCGAGCUCGCACAGUAGCGGCUAGCGUGCGGCGCACACGGCACGGCUACGACCAGAACCACACGGCUAGGCCCCUCCAACAUGCCCUCCCUCCAACCGCUUGCACGCUGCUGGUGGCAGAUGACAGCCUUGGCCCUUGCGGCUUGCGCGAAGUCACUAAUUCUGCGGCUUGGGGCUUGGGUGGCGAGGACACACAUUCACAUCGUAAACGUAAUCAACAUAAAUAAAGAGA